AUAGAAACCCUGCGAAAGAAGAUGAAGAAAACCAGAGAAAGAGUCUACAACAGAGAGAGGGAAUUUGCGUAUAAAUUCAAAGUAGGAACUCAAUGCUUAGAACUGAGGGUACCUCUCAAAUUUCCUGUUCAAGAGAACGCGAGUCAUUUACAUGGACGUCUGAUGCUGCUGCACAGUUUACCAUGCUUUAUAGAAAAAGACUUAAAAGAAGCUCUGAGCCAGUUUAUAGAAGAAGAAUCCCUCAGAGAUUAUGAUAGAGAUGCUGAAGCAUCCCUGGAAGCUGUGAAAUCAGGUGAAGUUGAUUUACAUCAGCUGGCCAGUACGUGGGCCAAAGCUUAUGCUGAGACCACAUUAGAGCAUGCGAGGCCUGAAGAGCCCAGCUGGGAUGAAGAUUUUGCAGAUGUAUACCAUGACCUAAUCCAUUCUCCGGCCUCUGAAACUCUUCUAAAUUUGGAACAUAAUUACUUUGUUAGUAUCUCAGAACUGAUUGGUGAAAGAGACGUGGAGCUGAAAAAGUUACGAGAGAGACAAGGUAUUGAAAUGGAAAAAGUGAUGCAGGAAUUGGGGAAAUCACUGACAGAUCAAGAUGUAAAUUCACUGGCUGCUCAGCAUUUUGAAUCCCAGCAAGACUUAGAAAAUAAAUGGUCAAAUGAAUUAAAACAAUCAACUGCCAUCCAAAAACAAGAAUAUCAGGAAUGGGUGAUAAAACUUCAUCAAGACCUAAAAAACCCCAACAACAGCUCCCUCAGUGAGGAAAUUAAAGUUCAACCGAGUCAGUUCAGAGAAUCCGUAGAAGCAAAUGGAAGGAUUUAUGAGGAGCAGAGAAAGUUGGAAGAAAGUUUUACCAUUCACUUAGGAGCCCAGUUGAAGACCAUGCAUAAUUUGAGAUUGCUGAGAGCAGAUAUGCUGGACUUCUGUAAGCACAAAAGAAAUCACCGAAGUGGCGUGAAACUCCAUCGACUCCAGACUGCACUGUCACUUUAUUCCACCUCUCUCUGUGGCCUGGUUUUACUUGUAGACAAUCGAAUCAAUUCAUAUAGUGGUAUUAAAAGAGAUUUUGCCACAGUUUGCCAAGAAUGUACUGACUUCCAUUUUCCCCGGAUCGAAGAGCAACUGGAAGUUGUCCAGCAGGUGGUACUUUAUGCUAGAACCCAACGAAGGAGUAAGUUGAAAGAAUCACAUGAUUCUGGAAACCGAAAUGGAGGAAGUGACGAUAAGGCUAAAAAUUCUGACAGGAACUAUUUAAAUAUUUUACCUGGAGAAUUUUAUAUUACACGGCAUUCUAAUCUCUCUGAAAUACAUGUUGCUUUCCACCUUUGUGUGGAUGACAAUGUGAAAUCGGGAAACAUCACUGCUCGAGAUCCUGCCAUUAUGGGACUCCGAAAUAUACUCAAGGUUUGCUGUACCCAUGACAUCACAACAAUAAGCAUACCUCUCUUGCUGGUGCAUGAUAUGUCAGAGGAAAUGACUAUACCAUGGUGCUUAAGGAGAGCAGAACUGGUGUUCAAGUGUGUCAAAGGUUUCAUGAUGGAAAUGGCUUCUUGGGAUGGAGGUAUUUCCAGGACGGUGCAGUUUCUGGUACCACAGAGUAUUUCUGAAGAAAUGUUCUAUCAACUUAGUAACAUGCUCCCCCAGAUCUUCCGAGUGUCAUCAACGCUUACUCUGACGUCCAAGCACUGAACCCUUAGAGACUGACACUCUGGCAGAAGACUGCCAAACUCUCCAGGAACCUGAGCUGUGCUGGGCUUCUGUCAAGCAAAAGAUGCCCGGAAAGAGAACUUGCAAUCCAAGCCACAAAUCAAAUCAUGAUGUAUGUC
Molecule: messenger RNA, 1817 nt
Organism: Puma concolor (puma)
Lineage: Eukaryota; Metazoa; Chordata; Mammalia; Carnivora; Felidae
Source: RefSeq, a predicted model, not a curated record